AACAAACACACAGUUAGUUUGACAGCUGUCAAAGUUAUACUUUUCUCUUUUCCUAACUGAACUCUCUUUCCGGUCAAUGCCAAGACGUGAGGCAAAAUGAAGACCAUCAACUCAAACCAAUUUGUUAAAAUUCCAAAAGAUAUCACAGCCUCUGUGAAAUCACGUGUUGUGACAAUUAAAGGGCCUAGAGGUGUUUUGAAGCGAAAUUUCAAACAUUUAGCUCUCGACAUAUAUAUGGUGAAUUCGAGAACUUUGAAAGUGGAAAAAUGGUUUGGACGAAAAAAAGAAUUAGCAGCAGUAAGAACAGUGUGCAGUCAUAUUGAAAAUAUGAUUAAAGGUGUAACUAAAGGUUUCCAAUACAAAAUGCGUGCGGUAUACGCUCAUUUCCCGAUUAAUUGCGUUACAUCUGAAAAUAAUUCAGUAAUUGAAAUUCGAAACUUUUUGGGUGAAAAAUAUAUUCGUCGUGUAGUUAUGGCACCUGGAGUUACAGUAGUCAAUUCAACUGCCCAAAAAGACGAAUUAAUCGUAGAAGGCAAUGAUAUUGAGGCCGUUUCUGGUUCCGCUGCUUUAAUUCAACAGUCCACUACAGUUAAAAAUAAAGAUAUACGUAAGUUUUUAGAUGGCUUAUACGUAUCAGAAAAAACAACAGUUGUAAAGGAUGAAGUAUAAAAAUAAAAUAAUUUUACUAUACAAAGUUA
Molecule: messenger RNA, 698 nt
Organism: Condylostylus longicornis
Lineage: Eukaryota; Metazoa; Arthropoda; Insecta; Diptera; Dolichopodidae
Gene: RpL9
Product: 60S ribosomal protein L9
Exons: 3
Coding region: 97-669 (190 amino acids)
Biological process (GO): cytoplasmic translation
Cellular component (GO): cytosolic large ribosomal subunit; ribosome
Molecular function (GO): structural constituent of ribosome; rRNA binding
Source: RefSeq, a predicted model, not a curated record